Molecule: messenger RNA, 1830 nt
Organism: Endocarpon pusillum Z07020
Lineage: Eukaryota; Fungi; Ascomycota; Eurotiomycetes; Verrucariales; Verrucariaceae
Exons: 1
Coding region: 1-1830 (609 amino acids)
Source: RefSeq, a predicted model, not a curated record
AUGAGACCGGAGACGAUACAAAACUGGCCGGGAAACCCUCGUGGAGGCAUCGCCGAUAAGGUAGACUCCAAGAUCAGCUAUGAUGCCACCGGCCAAGUGGGAGCUUGGGGGUUCAUGGUCGAUGCUAGCUUGAAUUUGAACAACCAGCGAUGUGAGGAAUUGUUCAAGCUUUACCUCGAUCCAGAUUUUCAAGAUCCGUAUGAAGGAGCACCGUCCUUCCGAGAAGCCAGAACGUGGUUCACAGACUAUCUCUCAUGUGUCUAUCGUGCCGUUACCCGCCAUUUGAGCGACACCAUCCCUAAAUUCGCAUCAAAACAUGUCGAGUUCAGAUUCAGCGUCCCGACGACCUGGAAGAAUCCUGCCAUGAUUGCCGAAACAGAGCAACUAAUCCGUAACGCUGGGUUCGGUGGUGAAAGUUCUAAACAUACCAUUGAAAUCGCCUUAACGGAGGCUGAGGCAGCAGCUGUGUAUGCCUCGAAGCAGCAUUAUGAAGAAGGCGAUGUGUUCCUUGUUUGCGACGCAGGUGGAGGCACUUCCGACGUCAACAUUUUGAAAGUGGUGUCUUCAGGAGUAGGGCAGACAGAGCUCGAACCUCUGUCAUGGGUAGAGGGCAGAGCGAUCGGGUCAACGCUGAUCGACUUUCGAGUGGAGAAGCUGAUUGCUGAGCGCCUCAGAUGGAUCAGACACUACCUCCCGGCAGAGCCAGAAGCAGUUGCGUUUAGAAUGCUGCGGGAGAGUUCGAGAUUUGAGAGUUUCAAGUGCAACCUUGGUGACGAGGCAAUGGAUCUACCAUCCCUUCGACUUCCAGUUCCCGGUCUGGCCUACGGCACAAACUUAGAAAUAGCCCACAUUGAAGACUCACAGAUGAUCAUAACGAAAGAUGAACUACAAAAAGUUUUCGAUGAUCAGAUAUCCAAAAUCAUAAACUUGAUCGAUGAACAACUGGCAAUCCUUCAGAAGACGAACCCUCAAGAGACAAUAACAUACCUCAUCCUUUCCGGUGGCCUGGGAAGCUCGCCAUAUCUGCAGAUGAAGCUGAGAGAACACUAUCAAGCAGCCACGGCUCGCUUUUCAAAUGCACAACACAUGCAGGUACUGAAGACCCCAAAACCACAGCUGGCAGUUUGCCACGGAUUAGUCCUCGAUCGAGUCCAGCAAAUCAAAGACGAUCGUGUGGUUUACAAAGAGAGGUAUUGUCGAAAUUCAUAUGGUGUUGUGGUCCGUCGGGCGUAUGACCCGAACAUACACUUCAACGAGCCAGUUAGUGUCGAUCCUAGAGAUCAAAAAUGCUGGGUGGAAAACCAGAUCGAUUGGUUUAUGGUUCAGGUGAGUGGAGUCUUGUGCAAGAUUUGGGCCAGCAGUAACUGUGGACAGGGCCAAAAGGUGUCAGUUCAGCAGGGAGUGAAACAGCACUACUCUAUGAAGGUGCAACCUGGUCGGGAACAUCAGCUCUGGAAUACGGAGGUUGUCAUGUCGACUCUCCCCGCUGACCUGUUGCCGACAAGCUUAAAUAAAUCCGGGGCCCAGCGCGUGUGCAAGGUGGAAUCGUCACUUCCCCAAGACAUGAAGCUGAAGAAUCGCCAUUGGUACAAUGCUCGGCCUCAAUACCUCCGGGCAGAAUUCGACUUGCAGGUACUCAUCGGACCAGCGGACUUGAAGUUUCAGACACUGAGCAAGGACGGCAUCAUUAGUAGAGACCAUGCCGCCAUUAACGUGGAAUGGUCCUCAUCCUCGAAAGACGCAAGCCAGCCCGAAAUCGCGGAGCUCGAUGGAAAUCAGGCCUUUGAUGCGCAAAGCAAAGUCCACAGGUGGUCUCUGAGGCCGAGAUGA